AUGUUUUCCGUCGACGUAGGAGGAGACAGGACUACAGGAGUAAGGCACUUAGGUAAGGAUCUGGAGACGUGUCGAUUUCGAUCGCAGAGCGGCAGCCGAUCUACAACCUCCAUCGAUACCUACCACGGUCUUAGAGAAAACCAGCAAAACAACCACAGCUUUGUGUUUCAUCGUGCCCUACCCCAUCUCCUCCAUCCCCUAUCCCUAAAUCUCCGAAACCCUAAUCCCCUAAUGGCCAGCAACGCACUCUCUACUUUAAGACCCACGGUACUAAAUUUCCUUACAUUCAAUGAUGACCCUUAA
Messenger RNA from Spodoptera exigua (beet armyworm), 303 nucleotides. The record is from the annotation of a GenBank genome assembly. NCBI's taxonomy places the organism in Eukaryota, Metazoa, Arthropoda, Insecta, Lepidoptera, Noctuidae.